AUGCUACAUUUUAGCAUUGCUGCCGAUACGCAUUGUUUUGCAGACGAUUUUCUCUUUGGAUCGGCUACUGCUUCAUACCAAGUCGAAGGUGCCGUAAACGAAGGUGGACGUACGCCAAGCAUCUGGGAUCAAUUCUGUCGUGAACGACCAGGAGUCAAAUGUGCAAAUGUGGCUGACGACUUCUACCAUCGUUACAAGGACGACAUUCAGCUGAUGGCUAAAAUGGGAAUGCAAAGUUUUCGAUUCUCCAUCUCCUGGUCCCGAGCUAUGAAUUGGGACACUGCAAUGCAUGGCAUGCGUCCAAAUCCAGAGGGUAUUGCGUUCUACCACUCGUUAAUUGAUGAGCUCAAUCUGAAUAAUAUCGAGCCAAUUCUGACGCUGUAUCAUUGGGAUUUGCCGCUGGAGUUACACACGAAGUUGUCGCCUCAAGGAUGGCUGAACUCGAAUAUUGUCCAGCAUUUUGCAGAGUAUGCGACGCUCAUGUUUCACGAGUAUGGCAGCAAGGUGAAGUUUUGGACAACAUUCAACGAACCGCUGUCAUUUACGACAGGUGGCUACGCUACUGGUAGCGGGGCUCCAGGUUUCACUGGUUCACCAACUCAAGUCUACGAGGCGACGCACAAUGUGCUGCUCUCUCAUGCGAUAGCAGUUCAGCAAUUUCGAAAGUUGAAGAGUACUCGUGUCAUUAACGACAAGGCUCGGAUUACCAUUGUACUAAAUGCUGACUAUGCGUAUCCAUUGGACGCGUCGAACCCUGCUGAUGUGAGAGCUGCCUCACGUAAGAUGCAGUUUGACGUCGGCUGGUUCCUCUCUCCAAUUGUUAAUGGAGACUACCCGUUGAUCAUGCGCCAAGUUGUAGGCGAUCGCCUCCCUCGCUUCUCGUCUGAACAGACAGAGCUGUUGAAGGGCUCGUACGACCUAUUCAUGCUCAAUCACUAUUCGACUCGAGCUGCUACGUAUUGUGACUCUAGUACGUCAAGAACUAGCUGCCACAGUUUAGCAGUUGGUUGGGAACGUGAUCGUGGUGUCGACAUCUCUCAAACAGUCCCAGGUACCAGAGAGCGAAGCAAAAAGGCAAAACAAGAUUCGCACUGCGCUUCAUUUACUGCUUACCCACCAGGAUAUCUCGCAACUAUCCAGUGGCUGCACAAGCACGACACAGCUGCUGACAUUCUGCUUACCGAGAACGGUUGGUGUGGAGACGACGAGAUCGAUAGCCCAGACCAGCUGUGGUACUUCACUGCCUAUCUACACCAAGUGCACAAGGCCAUCACUGAAGAACAUAUCCCAGUCAUUGGUUACACGGCGUGGUCGUUCCUGGAUAACUACGAGUGGGGCUCGUACGAGUCACGUUUCGGCUUGUACUAUGUCAACUAUACGUCCGAGUCUGGGUCUCCCGACUUCUACAAGCCAAAGCCGUCUGACCUCGCUCGUAUUCCUCGUCCGUCAGCUGAGUGGUUCAAGAAGGUGGCAACAACAAAGUGUCUGAGCGUGGAUGAAGCUUCGACGACGACUACAUCGACGCCCAAAAAUGAUGGACGCAGUCACCACGUGUGGCAUUGGCUCUUUGCCAUCGUUGCGAUAGCGGCCGUUGGAUUUGUUGCAGUCGUUGUGCUCAUGUUUUUCGCUGGUCGCCGCCUCUGGCGUCACUUCCGUGGCCACGAGGAUGGUGUAACAGGUGAAAGAACCCCGUUGCUUUAA
Messenger RNA from Peronospora belbahrii, 1701 nucleotides. Lineage: Eukaryota; Oomycota; Peronosporomycetes; Peronosporales; Peronosporaceae. The record is from the annotation of a GenBank genome assembly.